Messenger RNA from Plectropomus leopardus (leopard coralgrouper), 2751 nucleotides. RefSeq names its product K(lysine) acetyltransferase 7b (gene kat7b). Gene Ontology annotation, cellular component: histone H3-K14 acetyltransferase complex; nucleus; chromatin. Gene Ontology annotation, molecular function: zinc ion binding; transcription coregulator activity; histone H4 acetyltransferase activity. Gene Ontology annotation, biological process: regulation of transcription by RNA polymerase II. The record is from RefSeq and is a predicted model, not a curated record. Lineage: Eukaryota; Metazoa; Chordata; Actinopteri; Perciformes; Serranidae.
UGUGGCGCGAGAGACCCACAGUCCCAGGCAACGCUGUGUACAUAGAAACUUCUACUUAAAAAAAAUCAAUAAACAAUUUUCUUUUGUGUUUUUAUCCAACGGUUGGAGUAUUUCGUCAUUUGGGAUAACAAACCCGCAAUAAGAACCGCUUAUCAAGCUGAAAAUGCCUCGUAGACGACAGAGACACAUGGUCGGGAGUGGUUCAGAUGGAACUGAAGACUCUGACUCCUCCGCUGAAAGAGAACAGACUAACAGUUCAGAAAGUGAUGGGAACAUGCCCAAGAGACAGCGCCUCACUAGAGCCUCUACUCGCCUUAGCCAAAGCUCUCAGGAUACUCCAGACUUGAAGCGAGCUGCAGACCAUGACGAAUCCCCGCCAUUGACGCCCACAGGAAAUGCACCUUCCUCUGAAUCUGAACUGGACAUCUCCAGCCCCAAUGCCUCCCAUGAUGAGAGCCAGGCUAAAGAUCAAGCCAACAGAGACUCAGAUAAGGACCUCUCCCAUCGACCCAAACGCCGCCGCUGUCACGAGACCUACAACUUCAACAUGAAAUGCCCCACACCGGGAUGCAAUUCACUUGGUCACCUCACAGGAAAACAUGAACGUCAUUUUGCUGUAUCAGGCUGCCCUCUUUACCACAACCUCUCCGCUGAUGAAUGCAAAGUGAAAGCCAUCAGCCGCGAGAAACAAGAGGAGGAGGUAAAAGGGCAGGAAGAAAACAACUCACGCCAUGCAACUCGUCACCAGACACCAACAUCGAAACAGAGCAAAUACAAAGAGCAGGUGGCUGAGAUGAGGAAGGGGCGAAACUCUGGCCUUCAGAAGGAGCAGAAAGAAAAGCACAUGGAGCAUCGACAGACACACAGCAACACAAGAGAGCCCCUGCUGGAGAACAUCACCAGUGAAUACGACCUGGAGCUCUUCAGAAAAGCCCAGGCCCGUGCAUCUGAAGAUCUGGAGAAACUGCGUAUUCAGGGUCAGAUCACUGAGGGCAGUAACAUGAUAAAGACCAUCCUGUUUGGUCGCUACGAGCUGGACACCUGGUACCACUCACCCUAUCCUGAGGAGUAUGCACGCCUAGGUCGCCUCUACGUCUGUGAAUUCUGCCUCAAGUACAUGAAGAGCCAAACCAUUCUCCGACGACACAUGGCCAAAUGUGUGUGGAAGCAUCCUCCAGGAGACGAGGUGUACAGAAAGGGGAGCAUAUCGGUGUUUGAAGUGGACGGUAAAAAGAAUAAGAUCUAUUGCCAGAACCUUUGCUUACUUGCCAAACUCUUCUUGGACCACAAAACGCUGUACUACGACGUGGAACCUUUUCUCUUCUACGUCAUGACUGAGGCUGACAACACAGGCUGCCAUUUAGUGGGAUACUUUUCCAAGGAGAAGAAUUCCUUCCUCAACUACAAUGUAUCCUGCAUCCUGACAAUGCCGCAGUACAUGAGGCAGGGCUUUGGCAAGAUGCUCAUUGACUUUAGCUACCUGCUGUCCAAAGUGGAGGAGAAGGUGGGCUCACCCGAGAGGCCCUUGUCUGAUCUGGGCCUCAUCAGUUACCGUAGCUACUGGAAGGAAGUGUUACUCAGAUACAUGCACAAUUUCCAAGGCAAGGAGAUCUCCAUCAAAGAAAUCAGUCAGGAAACGGCGGUCAAUCCGGUGGACAUUGUGAGCACCCUGCAGUCUCUCCAGAUGCUGAAGUAUUGGAAAGGAAAGCAUUUGGUGUUGAAGCGACAGGACCUGAUUGACGAGUGGAAAGCGAAGGAGAUCAAGCGAGGUAAUAGCAACAAAACCAUCGACCCGAGCUCACUAAAAUGGACCCCUCCCAAAGGGACAUAAGCACUAAGAUCCUCAGGCUACUGAAUAAACUCACCUCCAGCCUCACCAGCCACAAGUAGCCUCGACCUACGAACUGUCAAUAGUGCUCAUUCUUUCUUUCAUGAUUUUACCCUGCUUUAUUUCUAUCACUGAGCCUUUUUUACUUUUAUAUUUGUACUUUCAUUUAGAUUUUUAAGCACCAUACGUUCCAAGUCCAAUGAUUGUUGACUUAUCUAACAGUUAAUAGAGAAUCUCUUUGUCCUAUUUUAAAACUGCCUACAUCUACUAAGCUUUGAAUGUUAAAUGAUAAAUGGUCCCAUGUGGUGGAUAACAUGAAUGUUUUGCUUCGCUCAUGCAAAAAAAACAAACAAAAAAAACAUACCCUUAGCAGCAUUUACAGGCUGUUUUUAAUUUCAGUCCAGAAAUGUGCAUUAUGAAGAUGGUAGCUGUUUUUGUUUGGGAUUAAUACAAUAAUUGUUAGCAUGAAUUGAUCAGUAAGCAGAGUGUGUUUUGAGGAGUAUGAUGUGAGUAUGAUGUAUGGUAACGUCUUUGGUUGGUGUAAAAUUGUAUAGAUCAUAAUAAUGUGUACUUUUUUUCCGAGCUCCAUCAAUACAGGAUUUGGACCCAUUCCUCUGAUGAACCUGCCAAAUAAAAGAAGAAUAAAUUGUAGAUAUUUUUUAAUUUGCUAAGAAUAUGAGAAAAUGAUAACACCACUGUAAGAAUGCACAUAGAAAUAAAACAACCUCAGGUUUUUAUACUGAUACAAUCAUACCUUGCCUGUGUGGUUUCUCCGAAACAUCGAUGGCAGUGGUUGUUGCAGGUGGACUCAUUCCAGUAAAAGAUUCUGUAAUAAACAGAAAACAAUUCAACAUUUCAAUGGGACUGUCUUUGCCUUGUACUUUGAAUCAUAGCUGUUAAAUGUGUAUUUGCAAUUUGAUAUU